Molecule: messenger RNA, 1730 nt
Organism: Daphnia magna
Lineage: Eukaryota; Metazoa; Arthropoda; Branchiopoda; Diplostraca; Daphniidae
Product: protein obstructor-E-like
Exons: 4
Coding region: 993-1706 (237 amino acids)
Cellular component (GO): extracellular region
Molecular function (GO): chitin binding
Source: RefSeq, a predicted model, not a curated record
CAAACAAAUUUUUCGACACGAUAGCCGUUUCUUAUACAAACCGCGAACGAGGCUAACAGUGUGGUGCUUAUGCAUGGCUGCGUGACCGUUUAUUUAUCAUUCACGCAUUAAAUCACGCGAGUGUCACGUGCCCUGGCCACCGCACAAAACGUCAAACCGUAAAAGAAAACAAAACUCGCUCGAUAAACAAGCCAGUUUGAGCUCGUUAUGAGCGCAAGAAACGAAAUAUUGUGCCACGUACUGGAACGAUAGAUCAUUAAAUCAAACCAAAAUUAAUCGACUGGGUUGUUAUUCGCAGGCUUUAUAUUGCUCAAGGUUAUGUUCGUCAUUAUUAUUCUGUCAAUAGUUCGACGUUAUCCUGUGGGAAUCUAAGAAGAAGGGGUAACCUAAGAAUUGCAAAGGGGAGUUCGUAAAAAUCUUAUGACUUGGCCAAGCAAUCCCUAACGUCCUAGCUCGAAAAUCAAAAUAUAAGGUUAAAUGUUAAGAUAACUCGCUCAGACGAUCCCUGUCAAAAUGUAUCGUCUACCAAGAAUGAAAUAUUAUUUGCGCAUGCAGUUUUAUAUGGAAUAUAUCAGAAUUCUCCGAGGGAAUAUCAAAGGCCACUAGAAAAGGCUUAAAUAUUAAGCCUAUACUUGAUCAUGCUCCCCUAUACAGGCAAUAAUGCUCCAGUGAGGCUGAAGGAUCAUUUUGGCUUAAUGACUAAGACGGGCGAAGAUAUUCAAUAGUUUUCGCUGACCGCGCUUUUAUGGACUGACAGUGUUAUAUCGUACGUGUUUGGCAAAAAAAUAAUAAUAAUAAUAAUUAAAAUGAGUAAAUAACAAAAAGAAAACCUUGAGCCUGCUAGGGAUUAAAUGCAUUUCGGCCUUGUGCAGCAAAGAUAUCAGUAGGGGGUGCGUAAAAGGACAGUGGCAUUAGUUAUUACUAUAAAACGGAAUGGAACAUCGAUCAGGAUAGAUCAGUUGAUCACGUAGCAUCGACCGAGAUUCAUCACCAUGCCAUCUUCAUUUACCUUGGUCGUUUUUCACGCUGUCUUGUCUUCCAUUUACGGAGCAUCUCUUACACUAAGGGACCCCUCCGAUGAAACAAGCGGUGCUAGUAACAAGUGCGAAAUGAGCCGGCGUCCCUAUACUAUGGUGGACUUUGCUAGCGGGCAAUGCGACGCUUAUAUUAGAUGUGAAGGUGGUCAGAUGAGCUUCGAGCUGUGCGAGGACGGCCUUGUAUAUGGAGAUCUCUGUGAUAUGCCCCAGCGAGUUAACUGUGCCGGACGUGAGCGUCUGCAACCGCCAAAAGGUUCGGGCAACUGUCCUCGUCUUAACGGGCUCUAUCCUCACACCGAAUUUUGCGACCAAUACUACUACUGCCGUAUGGGUAUCCCUCUACUCAUCACCUGUCCUGCUGGUCUAGUCUACGACACCAAGAUGGGAGUGUGUGAAUUCCCCGAUGAAGCUCAACGUCCAGGAUGCAUGCCAGAAGAAGUUUUAGGUUUCACCUGCCCGCCAAUUACCAAUGCUACGCAGCUGACGUUCGGCGAUCACUUACGCUUUCCCAAACCAGAUGAUUGCCGCUAUUUUUUCAAAUGUCUGAAGAACGGCUAUCCUCGUCUGGGCGGAUGCGAACACGGCAACGUCUUCAAUCCGGUUAAUGGGUUUUGCGAUAGCCCUCAGAACGUCAGAGGUUGCGAAAAAUAUUACAGCGAAGACGACUGAUGGCGAAUAAAAUUGUAGGGGAGA